AUGUCGUUCCAGAACUUCGAUUCCUUCCCGAACCAGGCCGACGGCGGUGCUGCCGCUGCUGGUGCUCCGGCCCCUGCCGACACCACCAUGACCGGUCAGACUGACCCCGCGGCCGCUGGCUUCCAGGGUCCUGCUCCUGGUGAGCCGGCCGCUGGCGCCGUGCCCCAGCAGGGUGCCGAUGGCAAGACCACUCUCUGGAUGGGUGAGCUCGAGCCCUGGAUUGAUGAGAACUUCAUCCGCAACCUGUGGUUCCAGAUGGGUGAGCAGGUCAACGUCAAGAUGAUCCGUGACAAGUUCUCUGGGAGCAAUGCUGGCUACUGCUUCGUGGACUUUGCCUCUGCGGCUGCCGCCGCCAAGGCCCUCUCUCUGAACGGCACCCCCAUGCCUAACACCAACCGGGUUUUCAAGCUGAACUGGGCGACUGGCGGCGGCCUUGCCGACCGCAGCCGCGAUGACCGUGGCCCCGAGUACUCCAUCUUUGUCGGUGAUCUCGGCCCGGAGGUUAACGAAUACGUUCUCGUUUCGCUCUUCCAGAGCCGCUUCCCGUCCUGCAAGUCCGCCAAGAUCAUGACCGACCCCAUCAGCGGCAUGUCCCGUGGCUAUGGAUUCGUCCGCUUCUCCGACGAGAACGACCAGCAGCGCGCCCUCACCGAGAUGCAGGGUGUCUACUGCGGCAACCGCCCCAUGCGCAUCUCCACCGCGACCCCGAAGAACAAGGGCCCGGCUCUUGGCGGUGGCCAAGCUGGCAUGGGUGGUAUGCCCGGCCCCGCUGGCAUGUACCCUCCCAUGGGCGGUCCCCCCAUGGGCUUCUACGGCGCUCCCCAGCCCAUGAACCAGUUCACCGACCCCAACAACACCACGGUGUUUGUCGGUGGUCUUUCGGGCUACGUUACCGAGGAUGAGCUCCGCUCGUUCUUCCAGGGCUUCGGCGAGAUCACCUACGUCAAGAUCCCCCCAGGCAAGGGCUGCGGGUUCGUCCAGUUCGUCCAGCGCCACGCCGCCGAGAUGGCCAUCAACCAGAUGCAGGGCUACCCCAUCGGUAACUCGCGCGUCCGUCUGAGCUGGGGUCGUUCGCAGAACAACUCCGGCCCGGCCGGCAGCCCCUACCGCCCGGCUCCCCCGCCGCCCCCGAUGUACCCCUCCAUGGGCAUGCCCCCGGCUCACCAGUACGGCGGUUUCGCUCCGAUGAAGGUUAGCAGUCACCCAGGCAGCCCGGCACCGGAUCGCACCUGA
Messenger RNA from Penicillium riverlandense, 1233 nucleotides. RefSeq names its product RNA-binding protein. The transcript is spliced from 3 exons. The record is from RefSeq and is a predicted model, not a curated record. Gene Ontology annotation, biological process: mRNA splice site recognition. Lineage: Eukaryota; Fungi; Ascomycota; Eurotiomycetes; Eurotiales; Aspergillaceae. Bases 1 to 1233 code for a protein of 410 amino acids. Gene Ontology annotation, cellular component: cytosol. Gene Ontology annotation, molecular function: mRNA binding.